Osmia bicornis bicornis is the source of this 1105-nucleotide messenger RNA. RefSeq names its product inactive pancreatic lipase-related protein 1-like. Gene Ontology annotation, biological process: lipid metabolic process. The record is from RefSeq and is a predicted model, not a curated record. Bases 84 to 1052 code for a protein of 322 amino acids. Gene Ontology annotation, molecular function: lipase activity. Lineage: Eukaryota; Metazoa; Arthropoda; Insecta; Hymenoptera; Megachilidae. The transcript is spliced from 7 exons.
UGUCCAUUCAACCUAUAAAAGACGACAAAGCUGGAAAUCAAAUCAGUGUCACCGAUUUCUAGUCUACAGGGAAGAAAGUGACAAUGGUUGCUCCGGCAUCUUUGGCAUUGCUUUAUCCAACGCUGCUCACAGCGUUGAUGGAAGCUAAUUACACUCUCAUCCCAACUGAAGAUGGAGUACCGCAUUUGGUUAAAAUCGACUACACACCUCUCACGGCAGAUGAACUUCAAACUUUAGCUUAUAAUGUUGAAUCUACCUCUUUCACGCUUUUCACACGGAAGAACCCAACAGCCGGACAAAACCUAAUACUGAACGAUGCCAACAGCAUUCGGUCGAGCCAUUGGGACCCGAAUCAAGUCACUGUUUUCGUCACCCAUGGAUGGAGAAGCAGUGGUACUUCAAAAGCCUGCACGCUCGUGCGUGAUGCAUAUCUCAAAGCUACAGCUUAUAAUGUGAUUGUUGUUGACUGGAACUCGGUAGCUUCGAAUCCGACAUACAGACCAGCUGCCCAUGGUGUACCAAGCGUGGCUGACCGCGUAGCCAAGUUCAUCAAUUUCAUGAGAACAUCAGUCGGUCUGAAAACUCUAGCUACGAAACUGGUUGGACACUCUCUGGGUGCCCAUGUAUCGAGCUUAGCCGCGAAAACUGUGACAGCGUCUAGCCCGAUAGCUGAAGUUGUCGCUCUUGAUCCCGCCAAGCCGAUGUUUGAAAGUAAUGGACCGAACGACAGAGUCGACAAAUCACAUGCCAGACACGUUCAAGUUCUUCACACCUGUGCAGCGAUAUUGGGCAUCAAAAUCUCAAUUGGUAGCUCCGAUUUCUUUGCUAAUGGUGGAGAAAGUCAGCCUGGUUGCGGUAUAAAUGUAACGGGUCAAUGUGCUCAUGGACGUGCCUACGAAUACUUCAGCGAAUCCAUAACAAACUCGAGAGGUUUCCGUGCCGUUGCUAAGAACGGUGCAAUUGCAUACAUGGGUGGUCCCACUCUUGAUCAAAGUGCUAGAGGAGACUAUUACUUCCAGACAAACAGCCAAUCUCCUUACGCCCGCGGUUAAUGAAGCAAUGUUAUGAUAUUUGGAUAAAAAAAAAAAAAAAAAAAAAUGUAUUA